Messenger RNA from Zingiber officinale, 3170 nucleotides. RefSeq lists its product as uncharacterized. The transcript has 7 exons. Lineage: Eukaryota; Viridiplantae; Streptophyta; Magnoliopsida; Zingiberales; Zingiberaceae. Bases 238 to 2796 code for a protein of 852 amino acids. The record is from RefSeq and is a predicted model, not a curated record.
UUCUCUCACUCUAUACUCCCCGUUUCGCUCCGAUGGAAGAUCUAUCGUGCUUGGCUGGUUCCCUCUUCAUCUCUUCCACCGUCUUCCUUGUCAUCGAGAAAUACCGCUUCUCCUAAGGAAUAAUCUUGGAAAAAACUAAGUGGAUCUGGAGCUGAAGAAGAAAUCUACCUGUGCUGUAUACCUUUUUUCAGGAUUUUUAGUUGCAUCUUCCUAAUAUUCACUUGUGUCGGUUGAACGAUGAAGGGCUCAACGUCUAGACUUCAUGAAGUGCAGCCCACACGGAGAUCUGCCAGACUCAAAUCCUUACAACAAGUAUAUGAAUCAGAUGUUAAACUAGUGGAUGGAUCUUCAGAAAUCCAGAAAUACGAUAACAACGCUGAUUCUGGCCUUAGAAAACCGAUAAAGACUGAGAUGAUGGAAACAGAAGACGAAACUUUUUUAUGCAAACCACGUGAACAAGUUGAAUCUUAUACUUCAGGUACCUCAGAUGAUCAAAUUGACAUUCCUCUGAAGGUUCUACGUAAAAGGUGUAGAAAGAAGACACAGAAUUUCCUAAAAGGUGUCUCUGAUGUUAAAGUAAAGCAAGAAGAACCUGAUCUUGAGGAACCUAUUAUCAACUUAAAGCGAAGGAAUUUGAAAGGAUCUAUUGGCCACAAUAAGCGAAGAAAAUCUGCAUUUAUAUCUUUAGAUCCUUUGGUUUCUACAUCUUCAUCAUGUCAACUAGCAGAUACCGAGCAAGGGUGUUUACUUGCAAUAAAAGACAACACAUCAACCGAAAUGAAAGUUUCAGAGGACACUACACAUGUAGACUCAAAUUCUACAGGAGGAACCCACUUUUUGGAAGAUGGUGCAGCCCUUGUUCUAAAGGGAGAUCCUAUUUGUGCUGACGUUCAUAAAACAUUUUGUCAUGCUAAAACUGACAUCGUGGAAAGUUCAUUGAAUUAUCAAACUGAAGCUAAUCAUGUUGUCUCCGCUACCUCAAUGAUUGGUUUGCUUCAGAAACACAAUCAAAUUAGUUCAACUAACCUCUCUAUGGAUGAAUGUCAUAAAGCCUCUUCUAACAUUCAUGUCGACUCUCCUAUCUACAAUAUUGUUGUUAUAAAAAAUCAUGACCUUCCUGAAGAAUUUUUUAAUAGUCCUCUUGUUAGACCUGAUGAAGACGUUUUUGAAGAUAAGCAGCUUCCUCCAAUGCCUAAUAAAUUUGAAAUAUAUCAAGCUGAUGGAGAAUCCAGAGAAGAUACUGAACCUGAAAAUAAUAGGAAUAUUCAUGACAUUGGCAAAGAACAUAUUAGUCUGGAGAGGGACAAUAGUUCACUGCCAAACCAGAACAAUAUUCCAUCAGUUUCAGAAGCGAUGAGAGCUUCUCCUGAUAGUUGCAAUGAGGAGGUUGUCUCUACUACGAUGGAGACUAAUCUUACAAACAGAAGCAAAAAUGAGACUCAAAGGACAUUUUUACUGGAUGAAGUUACUCGUGGGAUUGAAGUGGAAGAGAGUAAUCAUCCUAGUAUACCGAUAUGCUUUCAGGUGAAAGAUGUAACUAACACUCAUAACCUACAGUGCAAGGAAGUAUAUGGGUUGGCAGAAAUAUUUUUGCAGGGGAAUGAAAAUUCAUGUUGUGAGUUAAUUAAUGAUGCAUCAACAAAUUCACUUGAAUCUGUACCAUCCUCCCAGAUGUGCUUCAGUGCAAUGAGUGAGUCCUGUAGUUCUGUUGAAAGCUCAAGCAAGGUGGAAUCUUUCUGUAAAGUGGAAAACAAUUUGACAGAGCAAGCAGAUAAAGGAACCAAUUCCUCAUCUCGAAUCUGUAAUUCAACUAAUUCAGAUGGGUUGGCUGAACCUAAUGCACAAUCUUCUACAGCAGCUCCUCUGUUUGCUAAUGCAAGCGGAAUUCCGCAAUACACCAAUGAUACUUCAGUGAAGGAUACAGAAAACUCAAAUUAUGUAGUGGGAGAAAAGUUGGAUGCCAAUUCAAAUCUGCAAACUAUGAGUUCAAUAUCUAUUGUGGUUGAAACAAGGAAUGAACAACCUAAAUGUGAUGAAGAGAUGUUGGAAGAUCAUAGUCCAAUAAAGCUACUAUCAUAUAGGAAGCAGACAAUUUCUCCCACCUCUCAGGAAAAGCUUUGUCAGGCGUUGAGUGAUAUUGGAUUGCAAGAUGACAGUCAAUUAACUGAUUCCCCUGAAAAAAGGAAGAGUCUGUUAUUAGACAAAUUGCUCAAUGUAAAGAAACCCUCAUGCAUUCCAAGUAAGAAGGAAUCUGAAUUGCUUAUGCACCAUGAUCAUGCGAAUAAGAAGCCUUGGGAUCAUUCAAAUGUCACUCCAGUUGGGAAAACAACUCUCAAGUUCCAGGAAAUUUCUGGAAAGAUGCCUUCAACAACUGACAUGGAUAUGGAGAAAAUCAUUGAAUUUUCAGAGCGGCAAAUGCACGACAUAGAAAGAAUUGCUACACAGCUCUUGAAGAAAUUGAAUACCAUGAAGACCAUUGCAGAAACAACUGUCACUUCACAAGCACAAUCUUUCCUAAAUGCAUCAUUUGCUACUGAGGAGAUAAAGGCAGCUACUGAAGAUGCUUCUGAACUUGAAAAGACCACUAAGAAAUGGUUGUCUAUAAUGAAAAAGGACUGCAUUCGUUUCUGUAAAAUAAUAAGGUCAACAGACAACAAAUCAACUUUUCCAUCCAACGGUACUCAAAAGAAGAGGAGAAUAACAUUUGCCGACGAAGUUGGUGGCAAGCUAUGCCAUGUCAAAGUUUUCGAGCAGCAGCCACCACCCUCAUUCACCUUACCCGAGCAGGCUGAUUAGUAGCAAACUGAAAGCCCCCAAAGGCAAUAAACUGCCAUACCUCAGAAGAACAACCAUUCAAUCCAUGCCGAGGUUCAUGCAUGAUGCUGGUCUAUGGGAGGUUCAUGCAUGAUGCUGGUCUAUGGGAGGUUCAUGCAUGAUGCUGGUCUAUAGGACUGCAACAGUGGCUCUUCUACCCUGAUCCUCGUAUAGACUACCAAUACUUGACAAUUCUCCUCCGGAAUUGUCUAGAUGCCAAAGGAACUUUGUGAAAGUAACUUGUGCUUUGCAGAAAUUGAUACUAUGCCUGAUGAGGGCAAUUUUGAAAUGAGCUGGUCCUCUUGUUGACUUUCACAUUGUUACACAUGAUUUGAUAAGAUGUUUGCAAUUACAUA